CGCCGCUUUUAGGCCCACCCUCUGGAGCCUCCUGGACACACCAGAGGGUCACCUCUCCCAGUCGGUGAAGGAGCAUCACCUGUGACCCCAUCAUACAUUUUUCUGGAUCAAUAUAUCAGCUUUCCUUCCUUCCUGGCCCCUUACUCCCUUUCUCCUCCUCCUCCUCCUAUUUCUCAGAGCACACUUCAGAAAUAAUUUGGUUUUGAUUGUGGAUAUUUACCUGCAGCCAACCCACACUGAUCUCACUUAGGAAGCAGUGAACCCUCAUCUUUGUCUACAAGAUACAUAAUGUUUGGAACACAUUUGGAUGCGCGAGUUGUCACCCCGAGAUGCUGCAGGACCAAGACAAGGCAGGAUUGCAGGACUUGGAUCAGAGGCUCCGAGCAAACUUUGCAGCUCGACUUCAUUGCCAACCGAAGCACUGAGUUUUCAGAGUGAUUUCUCCUUGACUUCCAAGACCGCUUUGGUCAAGAGUGUUUCGGACACAGAUGCCAAACUUCUGGUCGUUCUCCCCAAGGUUUCAGAGCUGAAGAAGUACUUUGAGGGAGAUUCCCCAGAAGAUUUAGAAAUGAACAGGAAGGAGAGGAUCGCACGGCGCCUAGAGGGCAUCAAAGGGGACCCUCCACUGGCUCUGGCGCCUGGAGGCUUGGUUGCCAACAGGAUGCUGGAGGACGACCCCCCAAGGUACACCAGGGCUUCGGACCCUUGUGAGCCAUGUGUGACGGUGAGGCGCUUCAGUCAAGAGGAGCUUGAUGCUCCCCAAAAGCAGGUGAUAUCACCACAGAGGCAGACCAAAGGGGGCCGCCCGGUUACGCUGUCCCAAUCGUCUACACCCCCAUCAUCCCCCUCUGACCCAAACAGCCUGAGCUCCAAGGCAGAGCGCAUCGCUCGCUACAAAGCAGAGCGCCGCCGGCAGCUAUCGGAGCGAUACGGCAUCCUGCUGGACCAGGAGGUAGACAUUGAUUACGUGCCACACUACCGCUCCAGACUUGAUGCCUCUGACAGACAAAUGUCCGGGAGGCGGGACGGACCAGAAGUGGAGGUGACAGAACAGGGUGAAACCCGGGUGCCGUACCGCUCUGGUGUGGGCACAGUUUACAUGAGGACUCACCCGAAUGCUGUACCCGACGACACACUCAUCCCAACCAGCAAAGCUGCUUCCCAAGGGGGCAGAAUCUCAGAGCGGGAACAAGUGAUGAACAUGGAGAACUACCGGAGAGGCGGCGCUCAGGAUCAACCUUCUCGAACGAGGGCCGAGGAUCAGCAUCAUGUGCCUCGUCCUCAACAGCAGCAAUUUCCACCUCACCACUACCAGCACCACGCAGAUGCAACCCACAGUGAGCCAAGCCCCGCCCCCAACGGGAACUACAGCGUGGCAGCGGUGCCCGGCUCACCUCGCACUGCCCGCCGGGCCUCACUGCCGCCUGCCCGCCACGGCAUCUCACCUGGGGAUUUGUUCAUCGAGCAGCAGGCGCAGAGCAUCCUCAACAGGCAGGGAAUCCGAGUAAGAGAUCAUUUAUCCAGCGAUGAAAGGAUGCAGAGGCCUCCUGAGUGGAGCGCAGACAGACCUCACAGACAUCGUACUCAAGAGAUCCUGCUUCCGCACUGCCCAGAACCCGACCAACAAAGGACUAUUUCUCAGCCUCUGUACAGAUCUAAUAGAGAGUACCAACACCCUCAUCCUGCCCAAGAGUAUCAGCACCCUCACCCUGCCUCUGAACACCAGAACCAGCUGGUCAUGCCUGGUCCCCCAGAGUUACAACAUCGAAGGAGAGUAACCGCCGACCAGAUCUAUGCCGCCCACAGGGAGGCCAGGUUGGAGGCUCGCAAAGCCUUGAAAGAAGAAGUCCAAACAGAAGGUCUACUGAAAAGCAGGAAAGCCGUGUUACCCUCAGAAAUCCGUCGCAGGGAGAAGACUAUUGACGAACCUCACAGGGUUCAAAAUGAACAUAUUGAAUGGCAAAACUACAGCCCAGAACAGAGAGGAGCGAGUCGCAGUGAGGAAAACUGGGACGUGCUACGAGAGUCAGGUUGCGAGCGGAGUAUUGAGAAAAUCAGAGAGAGAGGGAGGCAUCGUCAUUCAGGCCACGAGACUCAUGAGGACAGUGUGUUGAGAUGUUCAGAAGCUGCUAGCCAUCCAGAGUCACCAGUACAGCAUCUUCAGGUGGACACCAGAACUAGACAGCGAGAUCCUCAAAUUAUACAACAAGAUUUUCAGAGACAGCACCAGCCUGAUCCUUUAAGGCUGUCUCAGGAGCCAAAACAGGAACAGGAUGAGAUCGAAAGACAAAAACAUGUUUUGAGAGAGAAGAUUCAAAGGCAUCAGGAUCAGUCAGGCCGGUCAAGAAGUGACUCUGCGCAACAGGAUCAGUCAGGCUGGUCAAGAAGCGACUCUGCGCAACAGGAUCAGUCAGGCCGGUCAAGAAGUGACUCUGCGCAACAGGAUCAGUCAGGCCGGUCAAGAAGUGACUCUGCGCAACAGGAUCAGUCAGGCCGGUCAAAAAGUGACUCUGCGCAACAGGAUCAGUCAGGCCGGUCAAAAAGCGACUCUGCGCAACAGGAUCAGUCAGGCCGGUCAAAAAGCGACUCUGCUGUUUACCUCCAGAAGGGUUCAUCUCUACCUCAGGCUAAACACAAAAUUUCUGAGGCGAGCGGAGGACCCAAACCUAAGACCAGAACACGCUCCAUGUCAGACAUCGGCAUAAGUCAGCAUUCCGUCAUGUUCCACAUGGAGAGGGCUGCCGCCACCCGAGAGACUUCCAGGGCCGUCCUAGAGUCAGGGGCAGCAAAUGGCGAGAUGGGCACCCUGGACACCCGGGUGUCGGUGGCCCAGCUGAGACACUCAUACCUUGAAAAUGCCAACAGAAAGCCUGAGCUUGAGAGCAGCCAGUCAGCAAUGGAGGUGGAUGCUACCAUCAACACCGACGGGGACCAAGACCGGGAGCGGGGGGUUCGGAGGCCCCGACGUUACAUCACCCCGGGUGACGGACGUAUGUCGGAGAGGUGUCGGACUCAACCCAUCACCUCUGCGGAACGUCUGGAGACUGACAGAUCUCAUCUCAGUCCAGCAUUGCUACACGAUGCUGAAGUGGAUGAAGAAAAACUGGAUGAGAGAGCCAAGAUGAGCGUGGCCGCCAAGAGGUCCCUUUUUAGGGAGUUGGAGAAGACGUCGGAUGGAGGCGUUCCGAAGCCACGCUCCCGUAACGCCGCCGUGGAACGCCGUCUGAGGCGCAUUCAGGACCGCUCACACACUCAGCCUGUCACCUGCAAUGAGGUGGUCAGUGCUUCCAGUGCUCCAACUACACCAUCACAUGUUGUGGAAGAACACACCGCCGCCGCCAGCAGUUCAAGUCUUGUCAGCACCACAGUGACCACUAUCAGCAUCCAGACUUCCAGCCAAGCAGUCCAGGAGCCCCAGGAUGAGACCCCUAAAGAGGAGACUAUGGGGGAGGACCUGCAGGAGGACGACCUGUCCACCCUCAGCCUGGCAGAGAAGAUGGCCCUCUUCGACAGGCUCGCCCACCCCAAGGACAAAGCGGCCCAGGUGACCCGAGGAGGGGACUCCCGGCAGCGGCGUGCUCGCGCCCGCUUUCAGACGCAGCCCAUCACUCAGGGGGAGGUGGAGCAGGUGACCGAGCCUCCAGUCAGCCAGUCUGAGUCCAAACCCGAAGAACAUCUGAAACACAGCAGCCAAAUCAAACUGGAGCCCCUCCCCGCCUCCGUGGUCCGCUCCGUGGCAGCCGCCACCUCCAGAGCCUCUGUUACCACGGUUACCAUGACGCCCGGAGGUAGCAGCAGUAGCACCGUGGUGGAAGGAGGGGGGUGCGCCGCCACCGCCAUCCCUCACGCUCGCGCCCAACAGUCUCCCGGCGCUGCAAACAUCCACCAGGAGAGGGCGCUGAAGUAUUUCUCCAUGACCCAGACGGGGGAUCCCGGCCAACCUGAGCUGGAAGCAGACUCCUCCCCUCUCCUCCCAAAAAGCUCAGAGGGGCUGGGGGCUCUCCCCGCACGCAGACAUCCGGGGGAGGCAGCACAGGAUGAUAGGUGGGGAGGCGCAGACCACGGCAAGCAGGACCGGCCUUCCCCAGACCAGGACAACAGAGACAGGAAGCAGGACACUUGGGAGCAUCCUCGGCCUGGACUCUCGGCAGCUGAGCCGGAGCCGCAUCCCGGCCCAGGAGCCCAGGAGGCUGGAGAGGAGGGAGGUGACGGCAGCACCCGGAUCCAAGCAGGACUCUCAGACCUGCAAGACGGCGCGGCAUCUCUAACACCUGCCAUCACCAAAGAGUCCUGCAGGGCAAAGUCUCAGGUGUCAAGCAUCCAGCAGACACACCCUGUCCUCCAGCAUCCCCCAACUCCUCUCAAACCCUUCCUGCCCCAGACCCCCCCUGAGCUUCCAAAGCCCCAGUUGUACGUCCAGCCCCUCCAGGCCCUGCCCGCAUAUCCCAAACCCUUUUCUCAGUCCCCACAAAGCCAGUCGGAACUUCAAAAACUGGUUCCCAAGCCCAAACUCCAGGUGCCUCCACAGACCCCACCCAAACCUCAGUCCUUCCCUCAGACGCUGGUCAAAUCCCAGUCCCUGUCCCUGGACCACAGCGACGACUAUAACAGGUUCAGCGUCCAGUCCGGUGACCUGCAUUCACCCACAGAAUCCGGGAACCUGCUUUACGGCAUGUCCAGCAAACAGAUGUCCAUCAAGGAGAGAGUGGCACUGCUGAAGAAGAGCGGCGAGGAAGACUGGAAGAAUAGGAUCAACAAGAAAAAGGAAGCGGUGAAAGUGUCGCCCACAGAACUGCUGACUCAGCGAUGGGAGGCGGAGCAGACCCACCUGAAGAAGGAGGAAGCGGUGGUGGUCCCCGACUAUUCAUCUGUGUCAGAGCAGCUGUGGGAGCCUGUCUUCUCCUCCACUUUCUCUCCUCCUUUUUCCCUUGGCCAAAAGUGUCAGUGCAUUGACCCCCAGCACGCCCAGAGUCAGCAGGUGGGAGGGGAAAAGGAGGCCCAGAUGACCAUCGAGGAGAGGAAGCAGAUGAUCUCUAUCAGAGAGGAGGCCUGGAAGACGAAGGGGAAGGGAGCAGCCAACGACUCGGGCCAGUACACCGUGGCUGCACGCAUGGUCAAGAAAGGCCUGACUGCGUCCGCCUCCAUCAUCGGCCCCAUCCUGUCGCCAGUCGCCACCAAACUCAAGAGCGGCACGGCGGUCAUCGGCAAACCUGAAGAAGAAAUUGAAGCUCGAGCCGACAUGGAGUCUGACAAGAAACUUGACAAGUUGGAAACCUUCCUGGGACGUCUGAACAGCAAAGUGGCAGACCUGCAGGAGACCACCCUGACAGUCACAGAGAAGGCGGUGAAGGAAGUGAUGAAGCUGGAUGACGAGAUCUUUACCAAGUUCUAUCGCCACGUCACAGACUUCCCUCACAUCCCCACUAGGAUGGAGCUCAGCGAGGACUUUGACGCCAUAUUCGGUUCUCAGCAGAGUCCCAAGCUCACGUCGGCCAUGGUGCAGCACAAACGCUCGGUGCGUCCCUCCAGGAACGUGCAGGCCUCCAGGAACCCUGUGAAGAUGCUGGCCGCCCGGGAGGACAUCAGACACCAGUACACCGAGCAAAGGCUGAACGUGGGCCAGCUGGAGAGCAAGAGGAUGUCCGCCGAGAAUGUGACAAAAGCCUCAGAAUUGUCGGAGGCUGCCCGGGCCGGUCUGGCCAGUCAGGAGAAGUUGAGCAGUGUGAGUCUACGCAGCGUCAACAUCUCAGAGCAGGUGUCCAACAACAGUGCCGUGCCAUACAAGAAGAUCAUGCUGCUGCAGGUCAAAGGCCGUCGUCAUGUUCAGACCCGACUAGUCGAGCCAAGAGCUUCGUCACUGAACAGCGGGGAUUGUUUCCUGCUGGUGACGCCUGAGCUCUGCUUCGUGUGGAUGGGAGAGUUUUCCAAUGUCAUUGAGAGAGCAAAGGCAAUGGAUUUGGCCACUUUCAUCCAGACAAAAAAGGACCUCGGCUGCCGGGCCAGCAAGGUGCAGACCAUUGAGGAAGCGGUUCACCCACAGAGGCCGGAUGCCCACAUGUUUUGGACCAUUCUAGGAGGACAGACAGCCUAUCAACCUGCCGGUCUGCCAGAAGAGGACGAGCAUUUUGAGAAUGCCAUCGUGGAAACUAACUGCAUCUUUCGUCUGCUGGAUGACAAACUUGUCCCUGAUGAUGAAGAAUGGGGGAAGGUGCCUCGCUGCUGUCUUCUCUCAUCCAAAGAGGUGCUAGUGUUGGACUUUGGCAGUGAGGUGUACGUCUGGCACGGCAAAGAAGUGACGCUGGCACAGAGGAAGGUGGCCUUCCAGCUGGCCAAACACCUGUGGAACGCCACCUUUGACUACACCUGCUGUGACAUCAACCCGCUGGACCCGGGAAGCUGCAACACACUCAUUCCCAGGAGAGGCCAAGGCCGACCCGACUGGGCCAUAUUUGGCAGGCUGACAGAGCACAACGAGACCGUCUUGUUCAAAGAGAAGUUUGUGGACUGGACCGAAGUGAAACCUCCGUCGCCAACAGAAGGCAGCGAGCUUGUUCCGGAACAGCAGAAAGCCACAGCGCGAGAAUGCCGGCCGUACGACACCAACUUGAUGCUGCCGCUCCUCCAGUCGUCCGUGGCCAGCGUCCUGGACGGCGUCAACGUCGGCCGUGGACAUGGCUCAGUGGAGACGCAGGACCGCAUGAGGACUCAGGAGAUAAGCACCGUUUCCGUGGACGUGUGGCACAUCCUAGAGUUUGACUACAGCCGCAUACCACGCCAGAGCAUGGGACAGUUCCACGAGGGGGACGCAUACGUGGUCAAGUGGAAGUUCAUGAUUAGCACGUCCGUGGGACGCAGACACAACCCAGAGGUGAGGAGCACAGGACCUGGCAGGGAGCAGUGUUGUUAUUUUUUCUGGCAAGGCCGAUAUUCUACCAUCAGCGAAAAAGGAACGUCGGCGUUGAUGACGGUGGAGCUGGACCAAGAGAGAGGGGCUCAGGUCCAAGUGCAGCAGGGAAAAGAGCCUCCAUGUUUCCUGCAGUGCUUCAAUGGCGGCAUGAUCGUCCACGCCGGCAAGCGGGAAGAGGAGGAGGAGGAGAACAUCCAAAGUGAGUGGCGUCUGUACUGCGUGCGGGGGGAGAUGGCAGCCGAGGGCCACCUUGUGGAGGUGGCGUGUCACUGCAGCAGCCUGCGCUCACGAGCCUCCAUGAUCCUGCUGAGCGGCAACCAGGCUGUCAUCUACCUGUGGCACGGAUGCAAGACACAGCCGCACAGCCGCGCCGUGGCCAACAUGGCCGCCCUGAGGAUCAAAGAACGGUGUCCUCUGGAAGCUGGUCUUCACAGCAGCAGCAAUGUCAGCAUCCAUGAGUGCGAUGAGGGCGUGGAACCUCCGGGCUUCUGGGAGGCUCUGGGCCGCAAGGACAGGAAGGCCUAUGACUGCAUGCUGCAAGAUCCAGGCAAAUUUAACUUCACUCCAAGGCUCUUCCAGCUGAGCAGCACAUCGGGAGAGUUUGUGGCCACAGAGUUCUUCCACCCGUCCAGUGCUCCGGACCUGGUCAGCUCUCUGCCCUUCCUGCAAGAAGAACUGUACAACGCAGCACAACCAGCGUUGUUCCUGGUGGACAACUUCCAUGAAGUCUACCUGUGGCAGGGCUGGUGGCCUCAGGACAGUGAGACUCCCGGUUCGGCUGGCAUGCGCUGGGAUGCGGACAGGAAGUGUGCUAUGGAGACAGUCCUCCAGUACUGCCAAGAGAAGAGCGACAAGAAGCCUCAGAAGUCCUACCUGAUCCACGCCGGACUCGAGCCGCUCACCUUUACCAACAUGUUCCCCUGUUGGGAGCAUCGGGAGGAUGUCGCCGAGAUCACUGAGAGGGAGGCAGAGGUGUGCAACCACAUCAUCCUGGUGGAGGACGUCUUGGCCCGUCUUAAUCAGAACACCUUCCCUCUGGCCCAGAUGCGGGCCCGGCCGCUCCCGGAGGGCGUGGACCCGCUCCGGCUGGAGAUCUACCUGUCUGACCAGGACUUUGAGGAAGCUUUGGAGAUGAGGAGAGAGGACUAUGAACGUCUACCAGGGUGGAAACAGGUCAACUUAAAGAAAGUCAAAGGACUGUUUUAAGCAGGUUUGAUAUGAAGACAGAAAGAGAAUGUUUACAUGAAGACUGCAGACCUACUACUUCCUGGUCCGUGUCAGGACUUCCCCACAUGUUGGUCUCGAGACCAGAGAUGGGGACUCCAGUCUGCGACUUGGACUUGUUAAAUGUUAUCGCCAACAUUUGUUUCCUAGUUGUGUUAAAGACAGGGUUAGUGUUGGAGGCAGUACAAGACACUUGUGGAUGCCAAAGGAAAGCCUGCAUAAAAAGUAUUUUCAUGAGUGCAUACUUGCUGAGCGGACAAUAAAUAGCGGAUGACAGUGUAAGAGACUUGGACUGGUGUGCAAGUCCCUUCAGACCCUCCACGUGGUCUAUUGGGAGUUUCCUGUGAGCACCGAGCUCUCACGCCUCAGAGUGGUGAGACAUGGACGUCGUACGUGCGUGCAAAUCAACCCCUUUCAACAAAAUCAUGUCAUUGGCUGGCGACCUCGUCAUUUAAAGGCUUGGUGAAUCUGUAUAGUGCCUUUUUUUUUUUUUUUUUUUGCUUUUGUGUACAGUUUAUACAAGGAAAUUCUUAGUGUGUGUUUUCCAAGACUUUCUUUGGGAUAAAAAAAAUGACCGAGAGAAUCCAAAGUGAGUGCUGUUGUGUCUUCUGUUUCAUUCAUUAAAGCACUUUCAUCGACUUUUAA
Molecule: messenger RNA, 8776 nt
Organism: Nerophis ophidion (straightnose pipefish)
Lineage: Eukaryota; Metazoa; Chordata; Actinopteri; Syngnathiformes; Syngnathidae
Product: supervillin-like
Exons: 41
Coding region: 308-8113 (2601 amino acids)
Biological process (GO): actin polymerization or depolymerization; actin filament severing; cytoskeleton organization
Cellular component (GO): cytoplasm; actin cytoskeleton
Molecular function (GO): actin filament binding; phosphatidylinositol-4,5-bisphosphate binding
Source: RefSeq, a predicted model, not a curated record